Molecule: messenger RNA, 789 nt
Organism: Didymodactylos carnosus
Lineage: Eukaryota; Metazoa; Rotifera; Eurotatoria; Philodinida; Philodinidae
Source: the annotation of a GenBank genome assembly
AUGAAUUAUGGGAUCGUUGAACGUUUUAUGGAUGUUGAAAUAGCAACUAAACGUCUGCCAUCCUGUUACGGUUACCUAACAGCACCAUUAGUUCCACUAAAAGAAGCUAUCGAACCUAUUCAUAAUCUUAUUCCUGGUUUGGAAAAUUAUGCGAAAAAAGCGCGUAAACAUGCUACAUUUCCAAAUAAACAUAAUUUAACAAGGGAUGAAGCUGCAUCUAUUUAUCUCUAUACGAUGGAAAUGGGUAUGGGUGUCGAAACGAGUUUCUAUUUUCUACUAAAUCAGACACUGCGAAAUGAGGAUCGAAAUAAAGUAAAACCAUUUUUCUAUUAUUUGAAGUUACUUGAUUCAGCCGUUUCAAAAUUACCUCCGACAAAAUGUACUCUGUGGCGUGGUAUAAAUAAAAAUAUUAGCUUUUCAUUUAAGAAAAAUGAAAUGGUCACGUGGUGGAGUAUUAGUUCGUGUUCAACAUCGGUUGAGGUCAUUCAAGAAUUUCUAGGAAAAACUCCGGAAUGCACACUAUUUAAUAUUGAAGGUUUACAAGGUAAAUCAAUUUCAGAAUACACAAAUUUUCCAAAUGAAGAUGAAAUUAUUCUCAUGCCCGGUACAACAUUAAAAGUUGUAUCUGAUCCAUUGACUCAUCACGGUGGUUUGAAUAUUGUUCAUUUGAAAGAGAUAGAUGAUGAAAGUGAUGAUGAUGAAGAUGGACACAGCCAACAAGGGGCUGGGAAACCACCACAACCAGAAAAGCAGGUGCAGCAUAAUACUGUAGUGCACAAUAAAAAAUAG